ACCCGCGCCAUACGGGCGCUCAAGUGAGAGUUUAAGCCGGGCGGUGAGGUAGUAGGGAAGUCAGAACUCAGAAGUGCACACCGCUUUGAAAAUCUGUUCACAAGUUAAGUAAACUUUAUAAACACACGAUCGGGAAAAUGGACGUGAGUGCAGAGGCCAAGCGGAUCAUGGUUCAGGCUUUGGGCAAGCUGUACAGUUCGCGCACCCAGCGGGGCGGACUGAGGCUCCACCGGAACUUGCUGCUCACCUUGGUCAUGAAAUCGGCCAGAGACAUUUACCACAGCGCCCGAAUUGCGUGCGAAAACGAAGCGCAAAACGACAGUCCUGUCCCUGACCCACAGCCUCAGCGGACGGAGGAAGCAAUGGACACCAGCGACGCCGAUGGGGAGAACCGUGUCUCACCUCGGAUUUCCGAAAGCAAAUGUAAAGUGACAUCUGCGAACUGUAAAAAGAGCCAGGAGGACAAAGAGAACAGCGAUCCCGGAAGAUCUGACCGCCACUCCAGAAAGCGGCCGGGCAAGGCGGCAGCCGAGCCCGACUUUCUUCCUACAAAGAAGGCGAGAAUGGAAACGGGCGAGGAGAGGCACAGCGCUCGGCCCGGGGCGCUGAGGACUUCCACGGGGAAUUGCUGUCGAGCUGACGAAACGCUGACUUCUCUGCCAAUGUCCCGGGCAAUUACUGCUUUCUGAACGGGAGGCUAAAGGACCUGGGCGUCGUUCAGAUCACGGGUAACGACUGCCGGCCUUAGCCCGAAGGGGUCAGGAUGCGUCCCGGUUUGCGAGACUGGAAAUGCGGCGUUUCUCCCCCUGCAUACACCAACCAAAGACUCCGCCGGCGAGGCCUGGGAUCGCCCUGGCCGCUCGCUAAACAAGUUGUCAGGCUGGGAGUCGACUGUGAAAAGCUGGGAUUCGUGCGUCAUAGUGCCGUGAGACACGGCUGGCAUCCGAAUGUGAGAUCCCCACCUGCGUGGGAGUGGGGUCACUCAUCCCCAGCCCCGGAUCAGGGGGCAGACCUGCGUCUCACCCACCCGGAAAGCAGGCGAAGACAUGAAUAGACUCGUAUAGCUACACACAUUAAAUGGUGCUGGAUAAAAUGCCCAGAGCGGCGUGUUUACGUGUGUGAGUGUAGGAAGUUGCUGUCGGCACCUUGUGUGAAACGACAGAUUGUACAUAUUUGUUUACAGUCCCGUUACUUCUGGAAGCUGCUUUUAUGUUUUAUACCUCAUGUGAAUAAUAAACAUUUUGUAAAGUA
Molecule: messenger RNA, 1251 nt
Organism: Brienomyrus brachyistius
Lineage: Eukaryota; Metazoa; Chordata; Actinopteri; Osteoglossiformes; Mormyridae
Gene: ier2a
Product: immediate early response 2a
Exons: 1
Coding region: 138-689 (183 amino acids)
Source: RefSeq, a predicted model, not a curated record